Molecule: messenger RNA, 11075 nt
Organism: Antechinus flavipes (yellow-footed antechinus)
Lineage: Eukaryota; Metazoa; Chordata; Mammalia; Dasyuromorphia; Dasyuridae
Gene: NEBL
Product: nebulette
Exons: 32
Coding region: 2888-5926 (1012 amino acids)
Biological process (GO): cardiac muscle thin filament assembly
Cellular component (GO): focal adhesion; Z disc
Molecular function (GO): actin filament binding
Source: RefSeq, a predicted model, not a curated record
UUUCCUUGAGGGAUGGUCUCAUGCCACAAACAUGGCCAUUUUGCAACUGAAAAGUGUGAUUGGGUCACAUGGAAGGCUUUGCUGCUGCAACUGACUAGAGUGAAAGGAAUGGACUUCCCUGUUGAUUUCAUGUGUGGGUGUGUAAAUUGGAGGGGAAAGUAUCCCCAAAUGUGUGACUGACUACUCUUUUCUCUCUAUACAUACACAUAUAAAACCCAGCUCUCAUUCAUUACACUUUUCCUUGGCUGUUUACAUUAUGGAUAUCUACAACAUUGGGCAUCAGAAUGAUAUGCUUUGUACUUUUAUGUUUCCAGACAUUUCCUAGUGAGCACUAAUUGUUAUGGUUCAGAAUCUGCUUAUUUAUUGUUUUCAUCUUUAUAAACAUUUUUUUUCAGAAAUUUUGGAAACACAAUGAGGUUUAUUCUCCCCACUGUGAUCAAGUGUGUAAAAAUGCAGAUAAGCAGAGUCAAUAUCCUGAAAAAUCUAAUGUUUGUAGCUAUAGCCAGAAUUUUGUAUAUUAGAAUUGGUUAGUUCCAUAUCCAAAUGAAGCAAGAGGUCUCUUUUUCAGCAGAUAUUAUAUGUGUGAUUGCUUUAAGCAACACAUUUUGUUUAAUCAAGCUAAGUUAUUUUCAGCACAGUAAAAGAUUUAUAUUGAAUAAGAAAACUGAGACUAACCAUUUAAUAAUAUGGAAAUGUUAAUUUAUUAUUCAUUAAAACAGGAAAAGGAAAUGCCUUUAUUAACCAGUUUAGAGUUCUAAAACCAAUGAAGAUGUCUCUUUUAAGGAAUUAUUUAUGAGAGAACUAUUCAAAAAGUACUUUGGUAACAUUUUAUUUUUGCAUCCCUAUUCAGUGAGUCUCAUUUAAAAUAGGUUGAAUAUUAUGAACAAGCAUGUAAAAGUUUGCUCAUUUUUCUGCCCAAAUUCGUGAUCCAUUUUGUGUUUCCUUUAUUAUGCCCGACUUUAUAAAUGGUUUAGUCUUAAUUUUCAGAGAACAUUUCUUUUAAUAUACCUUUUAGUUUCAUGUACUGGGAUAUUUAUUAAGAUCACCUGGGUUCUCACUUGCACUAGUGCAGAUAAUAAUUCUACAACUUAUUGUUUCAACAGCAAUGUACCUUUUUCUUUGGGGGAGGGGAGGAAGGGAUCUCUUUCCAAAAGCAUUCAGGUCCUUGAGAACCUUGUCUGACCUCGAAGAUUAGAGAGGGAGAGCCAUAUUAGAGGUAAAUAGUGGUGGGGUAACAUGGAUGUGUCUGAUCAGGGAACACAGGUCUAACAUGAAUAGAAAGGCCCAUUUGUCCGAAUUGAUUGAGUGCAGGGAGUCUUAGCUUUUAGACUCUGAUAUAGCACUAUUUUCUUAAAAUUUCAAUUCUUAACUAUAGGGAAGGAGAAGGUUGAGAAGGAAAAGAAAACAAUUCAGAAAAGUUAGUGAAUUACAUUAAAAGUAUUUGUGGGUUUUAUUUUUUCUUUUCUUCUUUUUUGAAAAAAGAAAAAAAAAAGAUGAAACUACAAAGUGAAUAUCCAGUCUUCUGACUUAGGGAAAUCCAGGACAGGUUUGCUCUUUCUCAAUUAUACUUGAGCCUUUCAUUCUUCCUAACAUUGCAUGUCUCUUCUUCCCACUAAUCUUUUGAUCAUGAUUUUCAUCUCAGAAAAGGGAAGGAGUUCCAAGAGGAUCUUGGCAGAGAAAACUGGGUAUGAGGCAGAGAAACAGAUAAAAAGACAAGUUAUUAGAGUCAGUGAAGUGUGUUUGGUGUUAUACCAUCUGCCCUAGUAAAUUAAAAAAGUUGGAAAAGAAGACCCAAUAGGAAGAGUUUAAAGUAAGGGAUCCAAAGAAAUAAAUUGGAAUUUCCCUUAAAAGAGAGAGGGAGGGAAGAAAAGUAGUGGACAAUCUAUUGGGGGAUGGUCAAAAACAAACUGCUUAUUUUAUAUUCUGCCUAAGGCUAGCUGGAUUAGAUUCGUUAUUUGAAUAAAAAUAGAUAUUUCUAAGAUAUUUUUCUUCCUAUGACCAGAAGGAUCUUAAUUUCAAGGGGUUAUGACUUUUAUCUUGUUAAAAAAAAUUCUCUAAAUGUUAAAAGAUGCCUCCUUUCCCCCUCCUUUCCCUUUCUUCUUUCCCCCAUCAAUCAAAAUUUUUUUUUCUUUUAAAAACUAAAAUAGAAUCACCUAAAUAUUCCAAUCAAAGUUAUUUUCAAUGACAUUUCUUUUACUGACCACCUGUAGUGAAAAUGUAUUAAUUUAUACAAGAAUCAUGCUACAUACAACACUACAUUUAGAAGUUUGCAUCAUCAAUCAACUCUAUUUCCCCCAAACUAAAAUUUUCAUCUCAGAAAUGCAUAUGAUGAUUAAUUUAAGGAUGUCAAUAUGCAGUAGCUGAUGAGAAGGUAAGCAAGCACUUUUUAAAAAUUUCAAAUUUACUUUAACUUUUGCACUUAAUAAGAAAAUAAUUAGUUGUUUUAAAUCCAUUUUUUAUCAUUAGCAGGGAUAUAAAUUUUUUAUAUCCUAGAGGCUCUUUGAAAAUCCUUCUUCUAGUGGCCAGUAAACCUUUAACAGGGAGAAUAAGGAGCUGGAAGAGAUGUAAGAUUUCAAGUCAAGUGGCUGGCUUGGAUAUAAAGGAAAGGAACCCAACUGCUACAAUGGAGAUUUAAAGCUUCAGGGGAAAGAGUAAAAUCAUGUGAAAAGCAAUAAAAAGAGAUGGCCAAAUGAUUUAUUUCAUGGAAAGAAUUAUCUGGAUGCUGGAAUCCUAAAUAUAGAAGACCUGAUAUCAUAGAAACAUAGUUUCAGAACUUUCGAAGAACCUUAGAGUUUAUGUGGAUUAGUACCUUCAGUUUAUCAGAUGGGGAAAUAGAUCACAGCAUCUCAGAUCUCACCGGGCAAGGGAACUCAGAGAAACAACAAAUAUGAAAGUUCCCAUCUUUGAGGAUUGCAAAGAUGAAAGCGAAGGAGACAAAUCUGGGGAAGAAGAUGCAGAAGAUGAAGAAGCAAAGGUAUUCCUUAAACCUGUCAUUGAAGACCGAAACAUGGAAUUGGCUAGAAAAUGUACCGAGUUAAUCAGUGAUAUCCAUUAUAGAGGAGAAUAUAAAAAGUCAAAAGACAAGUGUACAUUUGUACCUGACACCCCUCUGCUAAAUCAUGUAAAACAUAUAGGUGCUUUUAUUUCUGAGGCAAAGUACAAAGGCUCUAUGAAGGCUGACCUUUCCAAUUCUCUAUAUAAGCAGAUGCCAGCCACAAUUGACAGUGUCUUUGCAAGAGAAGUUUCACAACUUCAGAGUGAGGUUCUCUACAAACAAAAACAUGAUGCUGCAAAAGGAAUAUCAGAUUAUUCACAUAUGAAAGAACCUCCCGAUGUAAUGCAUGCCAUGGAAACCAGUAAACAUCAAAGUAAUAUUUCUUACAGGAAGGAUACAGAGGACAAUCAUAAAUACAAUGCAGGGAUUGACAGAUCAGACAUCAAGAUGGCAACCCAAGUCUCCAAGAUCAUUAGCAAUGCUGAAUACAGGAAAGGAAAAGGAGAAAUGAAUAAAGAACCAGCUGUAAUCGGAAGGCCGGAUUUUGAGCAUGCUAUGGAAGCUUCUAAACUUUCUAGUCAAGUUAAAUACAGAGAAAAAUUUGAUAAUGAAAUGAAGAAAUACCAAUAUAAUCCUCUUGAAAGUGCCUCUUUUAGGCAAAGUCAAUUUGCAGCUACCCUUGCAAGUGAUGUGCAGUACAAGAAAGAUGCUCAGAUGAUGCAUGAUCCAGUUUCAUAUCUCCCAAGCCUAUUUUUAGACCACGCUUUGAAAACCAGCAAAAUGCUCAGUGAUCGUGAAUAUAAGAAGAUGUUUGAAGAAAGCAAAGGAAGUUAUCAUUUUGAAAUCGACACAGCUGAACACCUCCAUCAUAAAGGCAACACAGAACUCCAGAGUCAGGUUAAGUACAAAGAAGAGUAUGAAAAAGCAAAAGGAAAGUCACUGCUUGAAUUUGUGGACACUCCAUCUUACCAGGCUUCGAAGGAGGCCCAAAAAAUGCAAAGUGAGAAAAUUUAUCGAGAGGAUUUUGAAAAAGCAAUCAAAGGAAGGCCAUCAAUGGAUUUAGACAAGACUCCAGAAUUUUUGCAUGUAAAAUAUGUAACAAAUCUCCUCAAAGAGAAAGAAUAUAGAAAGGAUCUGGAAAAUGAAAUAAAGGGGAAAGGAAUGGAACUUAGUUCAGAGAUUCCUGACAUUCAAAGAGCGAAAAGAGCAUCUGAGAUGGCAAGUGAGAAAGAGUACAAGAAAGAUCUGGAAACUGAAAUUAAAGGUAGAGGAAUGCAAAUUGGCACAGACACCCUUGACAUACAACGAGCCAAAAAAGCUUCUGAAAUCUCAAGCCAGAAAGAAUAUAAAAGAGAUCUGGAGACAGAAAUUAAAGGCAAAGGGAUGCAGGUGGGCACAGACGCUCUUGAUAUCCAAAGAGCUAAGAAAGCAUCUGAAAUGGCAAGCCAGAAAGAAUAUAAGAGAGACCUGGAAAAUGAAAUUAAAGGAAAGGGAAUGCAAGUGAGCAUGGAUAUCCCGGAUAUGCUACGAGCCAAGAGAGCAUCUGAAAUCUACAGCCAGAAAAAAUACAAAAAUGAAGCAGAGAAGAUGCUGACUAACUAUUCAACAGUGGCAGAUACUCCUGAAAUACAGAGAAUAAAGGAAGCCCAAAAAAAUAUCAGCAUGGUGUUUUAUAAGAAAGGAGUAGGAGCUGGCACAGCUGUAAAAGAGACCCCAGAGAUUGAGCGAGUCAAGAAAAAUCAGCAGAAUAUUAGUUCAGUAAAAUAUAAAGAAGAAAUAAAGCAGGCAACAAUUAUUUCAGACCUUCCAGAGCUAAAGAGAGUUAAAGAAAACCAGAAGAACAUCAGCAAUCUCCAAUAUAGAGAACAGAACUACAAAGCUACUCCUGUUUGCAUGACUCCUGAAAUUGAGAGGGUGAAGAGGAACCAAGAGCAUCUCAGCUUGGUGAAAUACAGAGGAGAAAUCAAAUGUGCCACACCCAUUUCUGACCCGCCAGAACUGAAGAGAGUUAAAGAAAACCAAAAGAACAUCAGCAAUGUUCAUUAUAAGGGACAACUAGGCAAAGCAACUGCCAUAAGUGUCACUCCAGAGAUAGAAAGAGUCAAGAGGAAUCAAGAAAAUAUUAGCUCGGUUAAAUACACCCAGGAUCAGAAACACAUGAAAGGUAGACCUAGUUUGCUUGUGGAUACUCCUGGACUGAGGCAUGUUAAAGAAACUCAAAACAAUAUUUCUAUGGUAAAAUAUCAUGAAGACUUUGAGAAGACAAAGGGCAGAGGUUUUACUCCAGUUGUAGAUGACCCGGUAACAGAGAGGGUGAGGAAGAAUACCCAGGUUGUCAGUGAUGCUGCUUACAAAGGUAUACAUCCACAGAUUGUGGAAAUGGAUCGGCGGCCUGGAAUCAUUGUGGACCUUAAAGUUUGGCGUACUGAUCCUGGCUCUAUCUUCGACAUUGAUCCGUUGGAAGACAAUAUUCAAUCUAGGAGUCUACAUAUGCUUUCUGAAAAGGCAAGUCUCUACAGUAGACAUCGAUCUCAUUCAACCAGUACCCUUGGUGUAGGACUAGGGGAUGACAAGUCAGAAAUCUCUGGGACAAACCCUAGCUUUUCCUUCUGCAGUGAGAUAACAAGACCAUCUGAUGAAGGAGGAGCCCCUGUACUUCCUGGGGCCUACCAACAAAGCCAGUCCCAAGGCUACGGGUAUAUGCAUCAAACCAGUGUGUCAUCUAUGAGAUCAAUGCAGCACUCGCCAAAUCUGAGGACCUAUCGUGCGAUGUAUGAUUACAGUGCUCAAGACGAAGAUGAAGUUUCCUUCAGGGAUGGUGACUAUAUUGUCAACGUGCAACCCAUCGAUGAUGGAUGGAUGUACGGCACUGUGCAGAGAACUGGGAAAACUGGAAUGCUUCCAGCCAACUACAUUGAGUUUGUUAACUAAUUCUUUCUCCUCCUUCCCUUUUGAGCUUUAUUCUAAUAUAUUCUAAAAUCUAACCUUUUUAAAAAAGAUGGAAAAUACUUUUAAGACCACUUAUUAGCUAUUUUAUCACUGAGAUAAGUCAGCCCUUAAACUGAAAAAUAGACACACAGGUCCCAGGAAGAAAGAACGGGCUUUCAGCCAAAAGCAGUCAGUCAUUCCAAAACCUAACCAAGUUAACAGUGACUGGAUAUUUGGUGCUGUUAACUGUGUUAAUGAUUUCCUCUGAUUGGCUCUUGAUCCCUUGUGUAAAAUGCACUUUUCUGGUAUUGAAAAGAGGCCUUGCUUCUCCCUCUCAUCAGAAAAGUAAAAGAAACUUCUUAGCUGUCACUCUAGCAUCACGAGAGAUCCAGUCCAUUAACGUAAUAAUAGCACAUCCAGUAAUCUCUGAGCUGUUUAAAUUUAGACUCAUAAGGCAGGUAUCAAAUCAAGUUGUUAUCAUUCAGUUGGGUAUUUUUAAGGACUGGCAGAGAACAGUUUGGUUAAAAUCACAUUGUCUUAUCCAGUAGCCAUAGGGGUAAAGAAAAUUUUGCUCACACAAUAAAAAAGAUUCUCAUAUUCCUCAGCACAAUGGCAUCUGUGGUCUCCAUAUGCAUUCCCAGGUGUACCCCUCUCCUCCACUUAUAUUUGAUAGGCCCAACUGGUUAAGACUCUCUUUCUGCUUUCUAUUAUUUACCCUCUAAAUCUAUUCAGGGAAAGGAAUAUAAUAUUUGCUUGGCCUCAUAAAAUAUCAAGGCCAAAUAACUCUAUAGCUAUUCUGCAAAGACCUAAAUUCAAAUGCUGCUUAUUUUCCUUCCCUAAUCUUCUUUACCUUGAUUACCCCAGGCAGGCUUAAGCUUAUGUACCAUAUGCAGUUUUACUGCAUAGCCCAUAACCAUGUUUAUUCCUGUCAUAACAGCCAAGUUCAUAGCUGAUUAAAAAAACACCCUGUUUGCCAGCUCAUCAGAAAAAAAUGCAUUUUAAAAAGUUGCUUGAGAUUAUUCUGCUGUGCUGCAUUCUAAUUUUGAAGAAGUUACAACCUUAGGAAAUAGAUUUAUAUUCUAGUAAAUAAAUAAUUUAGAUAUUCCUUGAGCAGUUUUCACUUACAUGCUUCUAUAUUAAGGGGAAAAAAGACUAACAGGAUCCAGUUGAAUUUGAAUAAAAUGUAUUGAAAAUUGUAAAAAAAAAAAAAGUUAAUGGAAAGACAGAUUCUGUUUAGCAUAUAAUAAAUGAGUAGUUCUCAUUUGGCGUCUGGCAUGAAAAUUCAGCAACCUAAACUGGUUACAUAAAAAAUUCUCUUUCUACAUUGUAUUAUAUAUCUCCUUUAAAUCUAAAUCUGGAUGGUAUGUGUAUGGGAAAAUAAGAAAUUCAUUAGAGUUUUUCAGCAUAGACACAAUGAGUUGCUCAUUAGCUGAGGAGAGCUCAUGAAGAUUCAUUUUUUUCCCACAGAGAAUGAGUAGAAACUCCCAUCAAAUUAAUCCUACUCUUACCUGAGGGUCACUGUGUCAUGAGUUCAAAAGCUGAAUGGAGGAGAAAAGGUGUGGAUACACACACCCAUAUUAUUUUUUUUUCCUGAUUUUGUAGUUUAUUGUCAUCUGAAGUGAGAUUAUGCACAAAGGACAUCUGGAUUUUUUAUACAAGUGCAGAGCUUUGUUUAAUGCUUCUUUUUUAAACUUUCCAAAUAUUUAGUAAAAUUUACAUUACUUAGAGGGAAUAUUUGUAGCACAGAAUAUAAUGAAAAAGUUAAAGUAACCAUAAGCCUGAAACAAAUGUCUUGCAAAAAAAUCUUGUGGGGCCAAAGCUGUCCAUCAAUACUGUAUACCUUUGAAGAUCUAUUAUUGUCUUACUUUGGGGAGGAGGUGGAACUAAGAAAUCAAUAAGCUAUAUUAUAAUCAAAUUGUGUUUACAUGAUAUCAAUAAGACCUGAAAAGUGAAAAUUUCAGUCAAUCAGGCUUAUUUUGAAUGGGGGUUGGGGUGAUAAUAACAUUAUUUAAUAAUGGAUGUGACUUUUUCUUCAUCAUUGAUUUGGAAAGUUAUUUAACAGAAUCAAUGUAAUCAACUAGUUGUUUUGGGGGGUUAUUAAGGAACAGACUAAGGAAAACCUAAAUAUAUAAUUGAAUCAAAGAAUAUUCUUUGACAAAAACCUAAUUUAAAGGCAAUAAGCCUUUUCACUUCCAUUUGAUUUUUAAGUAAAUUUGUAAGUUUCAAGGCACAAGUUAGGCCAUUUUCUGUGAUAAGGUUAAAAAAAGCAUUUGGUGAUUGCAAUUUCAAAAUAAGCAUAAGAUGGCUAUAAUUUUUACAAACCCCAUAUAUAGAAUGUUCAUGGAAAACUGAGUUUGUGAUAAUUAGAAUCAGGACUACAAAGUAGAAACAAUAUUUUAUAUUUAUUUUGUGGUGUCAAAACUCAAAUUUAGAAAAUCUAUACAUGUCCACAUAGUGUUCUAUUUCUGAACUUCACAUAGUAUCUGUACAUCAAUGAAGAUACUUAUGCUUCAUAUAGUACUAACCAAUAGUAAUUAAUUAAGAGGCAAGCUUCAACACUGAACUAAUUGGCAGUAUUGUAGAUGAGGAACAACAAGAUAAUGUAUACUCUGAAGAUCACAAUUCAUUAUUGUAAUUCAUGGGUUCACAAUCUUGUUUUGUUGCUAAGUAUCUCUGAAAUAGGAGGAACACUAGAAACAUAUCUUGUACCAAAGCACCAUUUCUAUAGUAUCAUGGUUUAAAAAAUAUAUAUAUAUUCUAUGUGUUCUUAUAUGAUUCUUUAUUAUAGGGUGGCAACACCUCCUACCCCAUCCUACUCCAACUUGUUGAAAUCUCUCGCAUAAAGCACUGACAGCAAAAGAUCAAAGUUAAGAAUUAAAAUUUGUUUUGUCAAGUCAAAGGGACUGCACCAUACCAAAAAAACAAAAUAAAAAGGAUGAAUGUCCUUGUCUUUCUAAUUAUGGGAUAUUUGCAAGAGUGCUAAAAGCAGCUAGUCUAGUUUGAUGCAUUUUUAAAGGUUUCCAAGAACAACAAGAAGAACAAACAUUCAAAACUGUGUGUGAAUCAUUUUUCUCUUGAGAGUGAUGUUAAUGAAAAUGUAUUUCUUCUGUUGUAAGGUUUUGUAGUACACAUUUUUACUAAUUCUUAUCUAGGAAAGCUUUCUAUUUUUAACCUGUGGUAAACUGAAUUCUUCUUUGUCAUCUUGUUAUCAUCAACUCUAAUGAGCAGCAUAAUCAGUUUGUGGUGUUGGGAUCCAUAUCUCAUGUCCCAUUGAGCUCAGAACAUACAAAAAGUAUGUAAGCACAAUUCUCAGAACCCAUCUUGUGUAGACCUACUAUUUUAGCAGGUCUUUACUCAACCUCUGUUUUUGUUUUUCUCAUCAAUUAAGUGAAGUGACAAACUUAAAAAAAAAGUGUAUUAUAUUGCUUGUUUUUUUUUUUUUAAACCACAGACUAAAUCUGUCUUCGUUGUGCUUCAAUGCGUUCCAAGGAUUGGGAAAAGUUCCUUCUCAAAGAGGCAAUGGAAUGAUUAAAAUUGCCCCUCUAUUUUAGGCUCAUUCACAUCCACUGAAAUGUUUUAAGUGCAAAGAUAAUUUGUUACCCUUUAAAUGUGUGUUACCUUUUUAAAAGCACACAUGUAUAAAGAUGGAGAGAGAAGAUAAGAUUUUAUUACAUAUUUAAUAAAAUGGGUGCCUUGUUGCUUACUCCCUUUUGUCCACAUGGCCUUUGAAAGAAAACAAGCAAGCUUCUGUUGCCAAUUCUUCAGGAAUGCUCAUAUCAUAUAUGAUUUGUAUUUUUAGGAAGUGGGAAGCUGUCAAGAAAAGAGAGCUAUCUUUGCCAUUCAACCAUAUUAGAAUUAAUAAAUAAUUGCAUUUCACUAUCAGAAGAUUCAAAUUCAUAAAAAUGAAAGAGCAUUUAAAAACUCUUCCAUUUUUUCCCUUGAGAGUUCCUUGGGGAAUCAAAAUAUCUAUAGUUCUUUAUAACACAAAGGUUAAAUUUAGAUCUGGGGAUUUUUAGUAUCUCCCAGACAAAAGAAUUAUGAGGCACAGGCAUUUGACAGAAUUAACACCAGGAGAAGAAAAUUAUUUUGUUAGCUCAUUGUUUAUUCAACUGUUUGCCUCUAAGAAUCUAAAACCUGUAGAAAUAGGUAGACAUAUAAAUGUUGCUAUAUUAUGACUGUCCUGAGUAACAUGAAGUAUGGAAACAAAAAACUUUAGUUAAGUAUUGUCUUAGUAGUAAAAUGUAUUAAUUAGGUUUAAAAUGCUAAACGAAAGUAGUUCUUUGAAGUACUCUAUGCCCCUCAGGGCUCUUUGUAAGCAAUUUCCAGCUACUGGUGAUCUAAAAAGCUAAGACUUUAGAUAAGCUGUAGCAAUUAUUCCAAGAUGCUUUCUACAGGAACCCCACGCCACAAGUCUGAAAGAAGCCUCAGGACCAUCUGCUCUCCCUCAAACUCUGUGAUUCACUUCAAUAUAUUUGUGGGGAUUUCACAUGUUUUUUGUGUCUGAUAUACAAUAUACAGUUUGCAUACUAGACUUAAGUUGUAAUCCAUUUGCGAUUGAGAAUGAAUUGUUUUGGAAGAUGAAAGGAUAUUGCAUGACAAUCAUUACUUGGGUUUUGCACUGGAUGGGUUUCUGGACCAUCAGAAAAUAGCAAUGAAUGUACUGUUGACAUGAUGUAGAAAUUAUAAGUUGUUGGUUUUUGCCAUGUGAUAUUAAAAAAAAUUAGUAAAAAGGAACUGGACAGUUUGGCUUAUAUUUGCUUAAAAGUAUGUAGAAUUUGAGUUUGUUAUGUUGCUUUUUUUUUUUUUCCAAAAACUGUAUCUGCUUAAAAGGUAUGUAGUUAAGAAUAAACGAUGUUUAUUGAAUGGAGGGACUUACAGAAUGAUGUCACAUGUGGACAUAAUUUGGCCUUUGUCAUGCAGAUUGUUAACACCAGCUAUUAAAAUAUAUUUUAGUAGAAAUGCUUUAAUUCACGUUCUUUUCCCUUUACACUGUGAAUCUUAAAACCCUGAUGGACUACAACAUCGUCAUUCUAACCCAAAUAUUAACCUAUGCAAACUAGAUCACGUUUCAUUUGAUGUCACAGUGAAUGUAAUAUGAUAUUUUUUCCCUGCCUAAUAUGCAAUGGCAUUAAAAACAAAUGGUUGAGUCUCA